This is a messenger RNA of Symbiodinium necroappetens, 3675 nucleotides long. NCBI's taxonomy places the organism in Eukaryota, Dinophyceae, Suessiales, Symbiodiniaceae. The record is from the annotation of a GenBank genome assembly.
AUGGGUGGUCGCCAAGCCGCUCCGCCGCUGGAUGGGCUGCCGAGCUGGAGGAAAGUCGACGGAUGGUCGACCACUUCAACGACGGAGUCUGAAACGACCACAUCACGCCCUCCAGAAACAACCUCGACACUGCCGAAGACGACUCCCAAGCCUGAGCCGACAACAACGGAAGCUCCCGAGACUACAAAGGCACCUCCUGCAACCACCACCACGAAAAGCACAACUCCCGAGACGACAACAACGUUACCCACCACGACGGCAAGACGCACUACGACGACAAGCAAAGCAUCGACGACAACGACAACUGCAUCAACCACGGAAUCCACGACUACCGUGCCCCCGACCACCACAGAGACAAAGACAAGCACCUCAACAACAACCACUGUGACAACUACCACCAUCACAACUACGGUUUUGACUCCUCAGCUCGUUGGAAGCCAAGCAGCAUCUGAGGCAAGAGCCACAGGCUUGCACGUCGACGAGCAGGCCGCAGCUGCAGCAAAGGCCGCUGUGGACUUCGCCAGGGAGCGGCAAUACACUUUGCAGCAGCAACUUGAAGUCGCUGGUGCCGUGGCCGCGGCGGCCGUGGCGAGCAGCGGUGGGAGCACGGAGGAGCAAGCUGCCGCAGCAGGCAUCGAGAGCGCCAAAGUUGGAAGUGGCGAUGGCCAAAGCCUGGAGCAGCAGGCCUCUUUUGCGGGCCAGGCUGCAGCAGAAGUCGUCCAAAAAGCCCGCGGCUCAGCUGCUGCCCAAGCCGCGGCUGCAGGACAGGCUGCUGCGGCAGUCGCUCGAAGCCAAAACGAAGGCACCGAAAAGCAAGCUGCCCUGGCUGGCCAGGCAGCAGCAGAUGCGGGCAGGUUGGCUGGCAUGACUCCCGAGGAGCAAACUGCAGCGGCUGGCAGAGCAUCGGCCCUGGCGGCAAAAGCAGAGGGCGCGUCUCCCACCGACGUCGGGUUGGACGCCGGCGAGGUGGCCGCCAAAGAAGCUGCAGAGUCCGGCGAGGGCGUUGGUGAGCAGAUCCAGGCAGCAUCACAGGCCGCUGCGGAGGCAGCCAAGUUGGCAGGCGGAUCGGCUUACGAGCAAGCUGCCAGUGCGGGCCUAGCUGCCGCAGAAGCUGCUAGAACACAGAUCCCGGAGCUGCAAGCCGCAGCUGCAGGCAAGGCCGCUGCGGAUGCCGCCAGGGCUGCAGGAAUGUCAGGAGCUGAGCAGGCAAAGCUGGCGGGAGAGUUGGCCUUCAGCGUGUCCGCUGUAGCCGGUUUGAAGUUGGAGAAGCAGAUUUCGGCGGCUGGAACAGCUGCAGAGGAAGCUGCCAAAGCAGCCGGCAUGACACCAGAGGAACAGGCCGCAGCCAAGAGUGCGGCGAGGGCUGCAGCAAAUCCCACGGCCUCAGCUCAGACCUUGACCACCGCACCAUCUGCAACUGUCACAAAAGCAGCAAGUCCAUCCAAGAAAUCUCCGCCAGCUGAACGAGAUCCUUUGGAUGCUGGCAAGGAGGCUGCGGAGCAGGCCCAGGCUGCUGGCAAACCCUUGCAGGAGCAGGCGGCGAAGGCAGGGGAGGCUGCCGCGACCCUUGCAAAGGAUCAGCAGUAUACUCCGGCCGAGCAAGUGGAGCUAGCUGGUCAGGCAGCGGCCGCAGCAGCGAAAAUUGCUGGUGCAUCCAUGUCCAAGCAAGCAGAAGCUGCCGGCAUGGCUGCAUCGAAAGUCGCUGCUUCGGAUGGGCAAAGCUUGGAGCAGCAGGCUGCAGCCGCUGGCCAAGCUGGGGCAUCCGCUGCGAAGGCCAAUGGCGCCUCGGCCUCUGGCCAAGCCGCGGCUGCUGGAGAGGCCGCUGCAGCAGUGGCACGAAUGAACAACGAAGGGUCUGACAAGCAAGCAGAGCUGGCGGGGGACGCUGCUGCAGAUAUCGCGCAGACCUUGGGAAUGACUUCAGAAGAACAGACAGCUGCUGCAGGAAAUGCGUCAGCCAGGGCCCUCAAAGCAGAGGGCGCGUCUCCCACGGAUGUUGGGGUAGACGCCGGCGAGGUGGCUGCCAAAGAGGCUGCAGAGUCCGGCGAGGGCGUUGGUGAGCAGAUCCAGGCAGCAUCACAGGCCGCUGCGGAGGCAGCCAAGUUGGCAGGCGGAUCGGCUUACGAGCAAGCUGCCAGUGCUGGGGAAGCUGCCGCAGAAGCAGCCAGAACACAGAUCCCGGAGCUGCAAACCGCAGCUGCAGGCAAGGCCGCUGCGGAUGCCGCCAGGGCUGCAGGAAUGUCAGGAGCUAAGCAGGCAGUUCUGGCAGGAAAGUCAGCCUUCAAAGCAGCAGGUCUUGCUGGGAUGACGUCAGACAAGCAGAUCUUGUCAGCUGGGAAAGCUGCGGAAGAAGCUGCCAAAGCAGCUAAUUUGACUGCGGCGCAGCAGGAAUCAGCUAAGGCUGCGGCCAUGGCGGCUGUUAGCCCCACCACGUCAACACAGAAGCCGUCGACGACGCAGAUGUCCACGACAAGCUUGACUACCGAGAGCACGACUACAGUGUCAAGAAUUACUCCGGAGGAUGCAGGCAAAGAAGCUGCCGCAGAAGCGAGCGCCUUGGACAAACCCAUGGAGGAGCAGGCAGCUGCUGCUGCACGCGCCGCGGCAAGUGCUGCUAGUGACCUGCAAUACACUCCCCGCGAACAGGGCGAGGAGGCUGCCAAGGCCGCAGCAGCGGUUGCCAAAGCCAACGGGGCCUCCGUGGCCAAGCAGGCUGCAGUGGCAGGGGCGGCAACUGCCAAAGUGUCAAGCGAUCAGGGCCAGGCGGUGGAGCAACAGGCCUCCGACGCGGGACAAUCUGCAGCAGAAACUGCGAAGCUUGGAGGGGCGGCCGCCUACGAGCAGGCGGCAGCAGCAGGCCAGGCCGCGGCAGCAGCGGCCCAGGCCCAGAGCGAGGGCUCCGAGAAGCAAUCGGAGCUGGCAGGCGAGGCGGCCGCUUCCGCCGCGAAGCUGACGAACAUGUCCGCGGAGGAGCAAGCCGAAGCUGCGGGGAACGCCUCGGCCAUGGCUGCAAAAUCCAAUGGUGCAACUUCCGUGGAGGUCGGUGUGGACGCUGGGGAGGUGGCCGCCAAAGAGGCCAAGGAGGCCAAGGAGACGGUGGCGGAGCAGAUCGAGGCAGCAGCCGAGGCAGCAGGCGAUGCAGCCAAAGCCACAGGCGCUCAAACCGCUGAGCAGGCAGCAAGUGCCGGCCAGGCAGCGGCCGAAGCGGCCAAGGAGGCCAAUCAGAUCCCAGAGCAACAGGCGGCCGCAGCCGGCAAAGCUGCGGCAGAAGUGGCGAAGGAUGCCGGCAUGUCCGUGGAUGAGCAGGCCUUGGUCGCGGGCACAGCGGCUCUGAAUGCCUCCGCUGCAGCUGGCCUCAGCUACAAGGACAAGCUGCGAGCGGCCGGCAAAGCGGCUGCGGUUGCGGCCGAGGCGGCAGGUGCCAACGAGGAGAAGCAAUCUGACUUGAAGGUCGAGGUUAUCGCCGAGGCCGCUCGCUUGGUCUCAAAGUCGGCCGGAGGCUCCGCAAAGCAGCAGGCCGCCAGCGCGGGAAUGGCGGCGGCGGGCGCUGCCAAGGACCUGAAUGUCAGCACCGUCCAGCAAGCGGCCAUUGCCGGCAAAGCAGCAGCAGAGGCCGCGAUAGCUGCCGGCGCUGCCAUUGAGGAGGUGGCUGCUUUUGCCGGCCGUGCAGCAUAA